This is a messenger RNA of Penicillium oxalicum, 2169 nucleotides long. It is a transcript of the gene nimA, whose product is annotated as serine/threonine protein kinase nimA. Gene Ontology annotation, cellular component: nucleus; cytoplasm; centrosome. Gene Ontology annotation, molecular function: ATP binding; protein kinase activity. The transcript is spliced from 3 exons. Gene Ontology annotation, biological process: protein phosphorylation; chromosome segregation. NCBI's taxonomy places the organism in Eukaryota, Fungi, Ascomycota, Eurotiomycetes, Eurotiales, Aspergillaceae. Bases 1 to 2169 code for a protein of 722 amino acids. The record is from RefSeq and is a predicted model, not a curated record.
AUGGCUAUUGCUCUGGCUGAGGCGGAUAAAUAUGAGAUCUUGGAGAAAAUUGGAUGCGGUUCAUUUGGUAUCAUCCGGAAAGUCAAGAGGAAAUCUGACGGCUUCAUAUUAUGUCGGAAGGAAAUCAACUACAUCAAGAUGUCGCAAAAGGAGCGCGAACAACUCACGGCAGAGUUCAACAUCUUAAGCUCCCUUCGACACCCCAACAUCGUUGCCUACUAUCACCGCGAACAUCUCAAAGCAAGCCAAGACCUUUACCUCUACAUGGAAUAUUGCGGUGGCGGCGACCUGAGUAUGGUCAUCAAAAAUCUGAAAAAAGCAAACAAACUGGCGGAAGAAGAAUUUGUUUGGCGGAUUUUGUCGCAACUGGUCACUGCUCUCUACCGAUGUCACUACGGAGCCGAUCCUGCAGAAGUCGGGUCAAACAUCCUCGGCGCCCCGCCUAAACCGUCUGGUCUAAAGGGAAAGCAAGGACAGGUGACAAUUCUACAUCGGGAUCUCAAACCAGAGAACAUUUUUCUCGGAAGCGACAACACGGUGAAGCUUGGCGAUUUUGGGCUCUCCAAGCAGAUGCAAUCUCACGACUUCGCAUCGACAUAUGUCGGUACACCCUUCUACAUGUCUCCGGAGAUCUGUGCCGCUGAGAAGUACACUCUCCGCUCCGACAUUUGGGCAGUCGGAUGUAUCAUGUACGAGCUCUGCGCGAAGGAACCGCCCUUCAAUGCGCGCACCCAUAUCCAAUUGGUGCAAAAGAUCCGCGACGGCAAAUUCGCACCAUUGCCUGACUACUACUCCCCAGAGUUGAAAAACGUCAUUGGGAGUUGUUUGCGCGUAAACCCCGAUAAUCGACCGGAUACUGCCGCACUCAUCAAUCUUCCGGUGAUUCGCUUGAUGCGCAAGGAGAAAGAGGUUGUGGACCUUGGCAAAACCCUGCGCCGAAGAGAGGAGGUCGCUGUCCAAAAGGUUCGUGAAAUGGAACAGAAAUUGGCCAAUGCGGAGAAGGAGAAGCAGCUGUUCAAGAUGGAUAUCGAAAAUACCGUUCGGAGGGAAUGGGAAGUCAAGGCGCGACUGGAGAUCGACCGACAGGUCCAGAGUGAGCUGGACAGACUGCGAAAACGCUUCGAAGCCGAGGUGCAAGAUCGCGUUUCGAUCGAGGUCGAGAAGCACAAGAAGAAUAACAACCCCCGUGAGGAGUUAUUCCGUGCAAGUCUUCGUCGCUCAGAUACCAGCUCUGGGGGAUCCUCAAGGACAACCGGUCGUGAUUCACAUUCUUCUGGCGCGACGACAGAUGAUUCAGACGCCCCUUCGAGUACUGAUAUUAGUCAUUUAUCCCUCGAAUCUCCUACCGUCAACAACAGAAAACCAAGAAAGGAGGCCCGUACACCAUUCAGCCGCUCCAAGACGGUCGUGGAGUCGCCCCAGGACGUUCAAAUGGCUGAACCGUCCCCAAUAUCGAUCGCUUCCCUCUCUCUCUCACCCCGUCGCACAUCUGGCUCGGGUGCCUCUCGCAAUAUUUUUGCCGAAGCCGAGCGCCAGAAAGCUAAAUGGGAGCCCACGCUCGCCUACUCAGAUGAUGAGGAUGACACACCAGACCUGCCGUCACCUACGCGCCCCAAGGUCAAGCCCGAUCCAUUCAAGGCACCUCCUCGUCCCCUUCUACGACAAAACACGGCCGCUCUCAUGCAGAAGCUGAGUUCUCAGCCACCUCUUUUCCCCUCUGGUGCCUCCCGCCUGCCUCAAAUGGCUGGUGGAUCAUCUACUUCACAAUCAGACGCUCGCCAGAAUUUCCCAGAAGGCCGAGCCAAGUCACCGCAUCGUCGGCUGUCCAAGAUUCCAUCCUCCGCCAACCUCGCGGCUGAUGCGUCUCCCACCCGCAAAAGCUCUGUCAAGCAAUCAUGUUCCAAAUCAAACAACGUUGGCGGAGAUGAGAUGUUCAAAGCGGUCAUGCAGCGUAACAUGGGUGGCCGCACCCUGGUCGAACUCGCCCAAGCUAGAGCAGGUGGUCGACCUGUCGAUGAAUUCAAACGGUGCGCGAGUGAUUCCCGCGCCACCGCUUCAGGCAUGAAGUCAUCCGAGCGAGAACCCCCUGCCGUGUGGGAUCCCGAACGUGAUGAAAUGCCAAGUCCAUUCCUCGCCCGUGGCAAGAAAGUCAUCCGCAAUCUUCGGUGA